Molecule: messenger RNA, 738 nt
Organism: Symbiodinium pilosum
Lineage: Eukaryota; Dinophyceae; Suessiales; Symbiodiniaceae
Source: the annotation of a GenBank genome assembly
AUGGCGGCCUCCUCACAAGUUUGCAAAGCCGCUGUAUGGACCGCCUUUGGGUCGCUGGCCCUGUGCUGGCUUUGUUCCCAAAAGCUAGGAAUGACAAGCCUGGUAACAGCUAGUCCGCAACCGCGGCGAUUCUCAGAACAUGCUAACUGGCUUCUUCCCGGACACCUCAUGAUUGGCCGAUAUCCUUAUCUGAAUCCCGUCUACUGCAUGUCCCAGCAGGACGCUGAUGCGCAGUUGCGCAGCUUGCUCGAUGCUGGAGUCACAACCUUCGUUUGUUUGCAGUCCGAGAUACCGCCCCAGAUUGGUGCUGGCGCCGUGUGGCCAAAGAGUGGCGUGCCAGUAAGGGGCUUCGCUGGCAGCUUCAUGCCCUAUGCAGCCAAAGCCCAAAGAUUGGCUCCGGACAAGCCCCUUCAGUUUUUGCAUUGCCCAAUACAGGACUUGAACACCCCGCAGUCCCAGGAGUUGUCCGAGUUGGUGGCCGAUCUCUCUCAACGAAUGGAAGCAGGGGAGGUCAUCUACCUACACUGCUGGGGUGGCCGUGGGCGCAGUGGUGUAGUGGCAGCAUGCCUCUUGGGGCGCUUCUUCAAUCUUCCCCCUGCAGAAUGCUUGCGAGUUGUGCAAGAUGGCUACAGCUCGAGGGGCAGUGAACUUGACAUUGGCGCGCUGGCCAAAUCACCUCAAACUGAUGAACAGCGUCAGUUCGUGAAGCUCUGGCUGACUCAGACGCAGUCAAGCUAG